Molecule: messenger RNA, 813 nt
Organism: Aspergillus puulaauensis
Lineage: Eukaryota; Fungi; Ascomycota; Eurotiomycetes; Eurotiales; Aspergillaceae
Exons: 3
Coding region: 1-813 (270 amino acids)
Source: RefSeq, a predicted model, not a curated record
AUGUCCUACAUCACCACCGUUACCGAAAGAGCGCACUCCUUCGUCGCUCAAACCCCCGCCCUCGCCGACCGCAGCCGCCUCCUGCUCGCAGCACUCCCGGCAGGACUCAUCGCUCUCUUGCUCCCCGCAGCGUAUCGCGACUAUCAGUCAUGGCUCCUUCUUGGCCCGGGCGGACCACCGUAUAAUGUGUUCGGCUGGCUGCUCGUGAAACUACUCUUCGACCCGCUGCGCAGAGAACCCUUCGGGACAAUGCUGUACGAUUGCAAGGUCGAGUCUGGCGAGCAGGCUUCGUUUCUAUCCAACCUGCCGCAUAGAAAAGGUCAACGGCCGGCCAUGGGAGAAUUCACUGUGCCCCAGCGACAGGUGAACCAGCGGCCGAGUCCUGAAGUUAGAGAUAAAUUAAUGGCCGCGUAUGGUGCAUUCUUGGAGCGGAAUGCACACAUCGUGGACCGUGUCCCCUCUAUUCUAGAGCGCCAUACUGACGCCGCCCAUGUCUGCGGCCAUGUGCCCUUAACGUCCGUCGCAAGGCAGAUGAAGCGAGAGAUUUGCCAUGUCCAUGGGACGAGCGAUUAUUCGCUGCAUGUCACCUUGGCACCGGCUGACUGCAAACGCGUCAUCGAGUCUGGCUGGGGCCAGCGAUUCCCGCUCGCUGGAUCGAGUGUGUUCAGGAAUGUCACCUUUGGGCGGGUUUCUACGAUUCCAACGGAGUAUGUCUUGAUCUAUGCGCCGAGGGACGAGGAGGAAAUUGAGGUUGUUAUUGGGAUUCUCAAGGCGGGGGUGCAGUAUUUUACUGGCUUGGGCGAUGUCAAAUGA